Molecule: messenger RNA, 1448 nt
Organism: Saccostrea echinata
Lineage: Eukaryota; Metazoa; Mollusca; Bivalvia; Ostreida; Ostreidae
Exons: 4
Coding region: 34-888 (284 amino acids)
Biological process (GO): immune response
Cellular component (GO): membrane
Molecular function (GO): tumor necrosis factor receptor binding
Source: RefSeq, a predicted model, not a curated record
CGUUAACGAAGUGGUGAAUUCAAAUCAUUGAAAAUGACUAACUCAGGACAAAACUGUAAAAUAAUAGUGAUAAUUUCCUGCUUGGUAAAUCUACUACUAGCGAUAGUAUUCGGAUUUUUACUUGCAUUAAACUGGGAAAAAGUGGAUACAUACUUUCGGUUUUCAAAAACCGACACUCCACAGUCGAUUAUCGGAAAUGUAAGCGGCGAUGGAGAGUUACAAACAAAAGACUCGGUUUGUUUUUCGUGUGACUAUUUGGGAAGUGGUGUGAGUGUUAACGAGACACUUUAUGAGAAAAUUGUUACGACCGAUUGUCAACACAAGUUAUGCUGCAUUAAAAACAGUGUGAUUCAUGAUUUUGUACAAGCGUCUCUAAAUCAGGACAAGGACAAAGGAAAUGAUUCAUCAAUCAGGGAUUCGUUUACCUGGUGGAGAAACAGACCUAAUUCAGCACACCUUUACCUGGACAGGGAGAAUCCCGUUACAAAAGAAAACAAACUGCGGUGGAUAGCAGACGAUUCGUAUGGUACAGCAUUUGCACAGGACAUUGAACUCAUGAAUGGUACGCACAUGCGCAUCAAAACACGUGGCGUGUAUUUCAUCUACAGCUCUACGACGUUUGAUCACACUGGACAGGACACUGUUGAAACCCUGUAUCAAAGUAUAAUCAAAUAUCACCCCAUGUUGCCCAAGACAGGAGAUGUUGACCUCAUUUUCAGUAAGUUUGGGGGGUCACCUGACUCCGAUAGACAUCAUACAAAUUUCCUAGCGGGCGUGUUCGAUUUGCAACCUGAAUAUCGCAUUGCCAGCCCCCUCUCUCAGAGUGGACACAAGUUUCUGGACAAAUCUUCGGUAAUAAAAAAUUACUUUGGAAUAUACAAGUUAUAAAUGUAUUGUUUUCAAACAACUUUUCAAUAUUUUGAAGACGUGCUAUAAAUUACACUUAUGACAUGUGAGACCCUCUAAAGAUUAAUUGAAGCUGGGAAUGAUAUCGCAAGAAACUUACCUCAGAUGUAUUCUUUGGUACAAUUAAGAUGCAAAGAAGAGAGGGUCUGGCUGUGGUCCCUCCCCUGCAUUGGGUGAUUGCAGAUUGAGUCAGCUCCCUAGCUGACUUUUAGGGUCUGUGUAUCAUCAAUUGCCAUUUUAUUCAUUGAUUACAACUUCAAAUUGUACCACAAUAAGAAGAAUCAAACUUGUUUUUGUUAUAACGUUAGCUGUUUAAAAUGUUUAUUGAUUUAGUAAAAAACCAGUUGAAGAGAACGAAGUCAAAUCAUUUUGAAAUUGGGCAAACUUUAUACAGAUUUAUAAUUUUUUAUAAAUAUGGUAUAAAUGAUUUAUUCUUCUAGGAAAAACAUUGCUUUUACACAAGAAACAUUGGCUAAAAAAUGGAUUAUUCCCUUUUUUUAAAGACUGUGGCAACUUAUUUUUUUACAACUAUAUUUUUCAUG